CCCCCUCAAUGAGCCAAUGAACGUGCCAUGGGCAAUUCAUUUGUUGAAGGUAUUUAUUCAAAUUUUUGGUAAAUUCGGAUAUAUAUGCCGGUGGUUUGGUUGAAAAAGGUAUCAGUUUCACUUCGAAUCUACACCAAAGAAAACCAAACUCAAUUCAAUAUGUUCAAAUUUUUCGCUCUUUGUUUGAUGGCUUGUGUUGCCUUGGCCGCUGCUAAGCCUGGUAUUGUAGCUCCUUUAGCCUACACCGCAGCAUACUCAUCGCCUUUGAUCGCCUCUCCCUACACCGCUGCCGCCUACACUGCUGCAGCAUAUAGCGCUCCAUUGGUUGCAUCUCCUUACUAUGCAUCACCGUAUGCGGCCGCCUACAGCGCAUAUCCUUAUGCAUCCGCUCCAUUGUUGCUUCGUCGUUAAUCAACAUGGAUUAUGUAACCCGCCUCGCUUACUGACCACUUAUUUUCUGCCUUCUGGAUCGUAGUCGGUCGUUCUCGUCGACUCUCUCCUGGCAUUUUGUUGAUUUUUGUUAAAACGAAACUUUAAAUUGAAAACAAA
Episyrphus balteatus (marmalade hoverfly) is the source of this 549-nucleotide messenger RNA. RefSeq lists its product as uncharacterized. The transcript has 2 exons. The record is from RefSeq and is a predicted model, not a curated record. Lineage: Eukaryota; Metazoa; Arthropoda; Insecta; Diptera; Syrphidae. Bases 85 to 411 code for a protein of 108 amino acids.